Malus domestica (apple) is the source of this 1838-nucleotide messenger RNA. RefSeq names its product UPF0496 protein At1g20180-like. The record is from RefSeq and is a predicted model, not a curated record. Lineage: Eukaryota; Viridiplantae; Streptophyta; Magnoliopsida; Rosales; Rosaceae.
CUUAAAGGGUUCAAUGGUAAUUUUCAUGCCCUAAAUCGAGGGGUUGCGAUGUUUUGUGCUUGUAGGCUUCGAUCAGACUCCUUGAUACUCCUCUAGGUUAAGAAAGAGACGGUGUAAGUAAUCAUAUAAAGUUUUAUAUAUAGCUGUAUGUAAGAAGAAAAUGUACAUAAAGACAAUAAAGAGGGGCCAAAGGAGGAUUUUCAGAUGCAAAAAAGGUCCUGAAGAGGGAAAGGCUCUUCAGCAAAUUUAGCAUUUGAAGCUUGCAAACAAAUUGGAGAAGUUCUCUCUCUCUCUCUCUCUCUCUCUCUCUCUCUCUCUCUCUCUCAUAUGAGAUUACAGCGUGAACUACAAUCCUUAAACAGACUUUUAGAGGCUUUAUUAAAGCAAAGAUAUAUGAACAAACUAAUUAGCUAGAAAGUUGAAUAGCUACCUCAUUCAUUGUUCUUUCUUACAAGGUUCGUAUAUAGUGGGGUUAUGAGUUCGACAUCAUUUAUAGAUCUCUCCUUUAAAAUUUGGGAGCUACCUCGUCCUCGUAGCCUACAUAAGAUCGACAUCGACUUUGUUCUUCUAAAUUAAAGAUCGACCAAAAGAUGUGGGCAAAACUUAGAGCUUCUUCAAAUAUUGCAAAGGGGAAAGAAGUGAUAAGGCAAGUUCGUAAAAGCUUCAAUCUAAACGAGGAGUACCUAAGUGCAUUUAGAACCAAAUCCUAUGCAGACUUCUUCAACAAAGCUCAGUUGCUUGUAAACGAGUCAUCAUCAUCUCCUUUGAAUUACAACCAUGAUCACAAAUUGACAGAAGUCCUCCUAGAACCUGGUCAAGAAGCCAUACCAGAUAUCCUUGACUCGGCAAUUCUUUCGAAGGAACCUAAAUUGAAGGGCCUUAUGCUCAACUACUUUGACAUAAGUGCUGAAGCCUCAAAAAUAUGCAGCCACCUCUUAAAAAGCAUCAACCAUGUCCAAUCCAGUUACCACUUUGUUCAACAAGAACUUGAUAAAUUUGAAGAAUACUCACCGGACAAAAUCAAAUCCAUUAUUUCGGAGCUAAACUUGCUCAUACUUCAAAACAACAUUAACCCUUUUUCAAACCCUAAUAACCAUGACUUUGAGCUCAUUCAUGAAAAGUACUCGUCGGUUUUGCACCACCUAAAGUCGAUGAGGAAAAAGGUGUCGCGGAAGAUUAAGCGCAUUAAAUGUUUCAAAAAGGCCACUGGGAUUUGCAUAACAGCAGCUUGUAGUUUGAUUGCUAUAACCGCUAUUGUUUUAGCAGCACAUACUCUCACUGCCUUGCUCAUGGGGCCAGCUCUCAUCAGCUUCCCAUUUAAAAGCUUCAAGAAAAAACCGCGUAGCAUUCCAUUUUUGAGAAGUAGGAUUCUUACCAAAGUUGGAGAACAACUUGAUGUGGCAGCCAAAGGGAUUUAUAUUUUGAAUAGGGAUUUCGACACGAUGAGCCGACUUGUGGCAAGGCUUCAUGAUGAGGUUGAACACAACAAGGCGAUGAUCCGGUUCUGCUUGGAGAGGAGAGAGGAUAAGUUUUCUUUGCAGGUUGUGAAGGAGCUUAAGAAAACUGAUGUUGGAUUCAGGAAGCAAGUGGAAGAGCUUCAAGAGCAUGUGUAUUUGUGUCUUGUAACAAUCAAUCGAGCUAGAGCUUUGGUGGUCAAGGAGAUGACAAAAUCUUGUGCAGAAAAUUGAUUUAGAAGUUAAGGAUGGUACGUAGCCAUUUAAAAGGCCUUGUACAGUAUAAUACUUCAUGUUCUGUAAAUUAUAUACGACCACACACGAUUUGUAUAAUGACCGAGAAUCUAUAAGAUUUAUAUGGAAAAAAAAAUGUUCAUUAUAUAU